GCAGGGGGAGUGUUACGCCAUAUUGGAAACACUGUAUAGUUUAGCUAACAGUUUAUCGCUAGAGGGGGAAAGGGCCACUAACGUUAAUUGAUUCCCGUUGGUUGUGGCGUUUGGUACGUCGUUUAUUUUCCCUGUCGUUUCGUGCAACCCUUUUUGGUGUCGGUCGGGAAUUACACUUAUCCGCUGAACGGUUACGAAAGGCGUUCAUUUGCUUGACAGGGCUGUUAGAAAGAGGAGUUGAAUGGAUCCGAGGGUCGCUUGGAUUCAGCCGGAACAGAAGGGUCCUGCGAACGCCUUAUGGAUGCGUGUGUGGGAAACGUCUCAGGUAAACCGGAUUAACACGGGUCAGCACCAUCAUCACCAACAACACAACUUCUAUUUUAAUUCUCCGGCGUUUGACGCUUACAAGAAUGUAGCGUCCGGCGUUUGCAGCCCUGCCUCUGCUUCAUCCAGCAACAGCAGCCAUCAUCAGAGCAAUGCAAAUAACACUAGUAACAUUAAACACAACGGCACUGCAACCAUUGGCUUUGCAACGAUACCGGGCAGCCACCAGAACUCUGCGGUUCACGCGUUAAAUGGAAACGCGGGGAAGGUAGGUACGGGAAACGGCGAAAUGUCCCAUAAAACUGCUUCGGAUUCAUCGUCAGCGGAUUUAGUAUCCAGCUGCUCUAAAAUAAGGACUACAAGCCCUAAUACGAUCGCUGGAAAUAUGAACAAGGGUGGCACGCAUCCGCUUUAUAAUUGCAGCGAGAGCGUGCUGAAUAAUGUCAACCAUCAUCAUCCUCAUUCACGGCAUUUUCACCAGGAGCAGCAGCAGCAGCAUCAAGGUUUCCAGCAGAACUGCGUAAAGCGACAUCCGACAGCGGGACACCACCAUCAUCAUCAUCAUCAUCACCCGGGCCGGAGGAAAAGCGACAAUAAGGCCAGCACCUACGGGAUAAACUAUUUGCUUUCCAACUGGACUAAUGGCAAUUAUGUCAGCUCCGGCACGCCGUGGAAGACGAGGAAAUAUAACCCGGGAGUUGACGGGCUGCACGAGGAGAUCAUGGACUUCUAUAAAUUCAUGUCUCCUCGUCCCGAGGAGGCAACCAUGAGACAGGAGGUGGUGGACAGGAUAGAGUCCGUCAUCAAGGAGUUGUGGCCAACUGCUGAUGUCCAGAUUUUUGGCAGCUUUAGCACUGGACUCUAUCUCCCAACCAGUGACAUUGACCUGGUGGUGUUUGGGAAAUGGGAGAGACCUCCGUUGCAGCAAUUGGAGCAGGCCCUCAGAAAACACAACGUGGCAGAACCCUACUCCAUCAAAGUUCUCGACAAAGCUACUGUGCCGAUCAUUAAACUGACCGAUCAGGAGACUGAAGUGAAGGUGGACAUCAGUUUCAAUGUGGAGACGGGCAUCAAAGCUGCUAGCUUCAUCAAAGAAUAUGUGAAGAAGUAUACCGUGCUGCCUUAUUUAAUCUUCGUGCUGAAACAGUUUCUUCUUCAGCGAGACCUCAAUGAAGUCUUCACAGGAGGAAUCAGCUCCUACAGUCUCAUCCUAAUGGUCAUCAGCUUCUUGCAGUUACACCCAAGAAUUGAUGCUAGAAAUCCCAAGAUGAACCUUGGCAUUCUGCUUAUCGAAUUCUUCGAGCUGUAUGGUAGACACUUUAACUACUUGAAGACGGGUAUCAGGAUAAAGGACGGAGGUGCUUACAUGGCUAAAGAAGACAUCAUGAAGGCUAUGAGCAAUGGUUACAGGCCCUCCAUGCUCUGUAUCGAGGAUCCUCUCUUGCCAGGUAAUGAUGUUGGCAGGAGCUCUUAUGGGGCCAUGCAGGUGAAAGACGCAUUCGAGUACGCUUAUAUAAUACUGGGUCACGCAGUCUCGCCUCUUGCGCGUUCCUACCCCAACAAAGACAUCGACAGCACUUUGGGACGCAUAAUCAAAGUCACACAGGAAGUCAUCAACUACAGGGAGUGGAUUAUAAAGAAAUGGGGUGGCAGACACAACUCCCGUUUGGAGAGAAGCCCGGGUCCAUCCCAAAAGGACUCGGUGGAGUCUGGGACAAUGCUGGGUGUAGGUGUGGAGGAUCAGCAGCAGAGGGACUCGGUGUCUCCUCACAGCGCAGACUCGCCCAUGUCCCUCUCCAGUCCUCAGCAGCACUCCUCCGCUUCUUCUGCAUCUUCACUCUCAGGCAGCGACAUUGACUCCGACUCCACACCUUAUGUCGCUCCGCCUGUAGCUCCCUUCCCUUUCCAGAUUCUGCCUCCAGGUCCCUUGCCACCAGCACAUCAGAUGGGCACAGGCAAAGCCAACAUCACGACAGCGCUCACCAUGCCCCCAGCUACCCAGGCGAGAAUGUCUAUACCAGGCAAUCUGUCAAUCCACGCUUUACCUGGCAGACAGGUGUGUAUGGCAGAUGGACCACCCCCAUACUUCCACAUGCCCCCCCCUGCAGUUCCCCCAGCUUCCCCCAGUCCUCUAUCUAGUUCCCAUCACCAUCCAAAGACAGGUCCCAAGUACCCUCUGAAGGGCUUCCACAACCCCGCUGUCGCGCACAGUCCCGUCAUUUCCACCCGAGGCCACGGUCAGUACAACCGCAACACGUGGCGGCGCAGGAAGCGGGACAGUCUACCGGCCAGCGUCAGCAGAUAAAGACAUGGUCGCCCCCUUUCGGACCUACUCCUUUACUCGCUUGCUCUUCCACACCUCCGAUCCCAUCUUUAAACGAUGGGAACUCAUCGAGGCUAUCUACUGAUGGUGUGAGGACAGAGAGACCAGCGUUUGAAACCCAGCUCCUCGUUUAGUAGUUGCGGUCAUGGUGGUGCUAAGUACUUCUUCAGUCAGUCUGUCGCUGAAUGCGUGCAUGCAUACGUUUGCAACUUUUUUUUUGACCCGUGCAAUCUUCCAGAGGAAGCUUUCGAGGACAGGAACUUUAUCGCACUCCACGCCGACCUGUUCGCAGUUGAAUCCUGUAAACCCCUUUUUGUGUGUCAUGCUCCUCGUUUAUUCGUGUCUUCACGUAUUUUAUUGGGGACACCCUCCACGUGUGGAAAGAGCUGGAUUUAAUAAGUGUUAUUCGUUGUAUGGGGAUAAAAGAUAAAGUGUUUUCUAAGGUGAUUGCCACUUUUUGUGUCCGUGUAACGCUGGCUACAAAUCCUGCACUGCGUAAAUGCUUCCAGAGUCCCCAUCAUAUCAACUAUCACUCGACUUUUACAUUUUUGUGCAAUAACUUGUUAAUUUUCUGUUUUCGUUCACUCUGGAAACAUGGUGUUCUUUGUUGAGCAUUUAUGUCUGUUGGUUUUUGUAAAGAAAAGUGUUUUUAUUUUUGUAAUGUUUUUAAUUUUGUUUAUCGUUUACAGAUCCUGUCAGACAGGCUCCUUAAAAGAAAAGUCUGUUUUAAAAGUCUUCGACAAUUUAUAUUCCCUCCUCCCCUAUUUUCUUUGCAUAGGUUGCAUCUGGAUAAUACUCAGUUGAGGUGGCCGGUGUAGAUCGAGCAGAAGGACUUUCAACUCUUUGCCUAUAGGUGACGCCAUUUUCUUUGGUUUGUCGCGUGUCAUCCAGGCUACUCGCAGUUUGUGGGUUCAAAACAGUUCCAGAUAGGAAAGAGUAGAUUUGGUGGGAAAAGUGAGGUGCUGAAAUCGCUUUGAUUUAUAUGUAUAUAUGUCUGUGUGUGUGCGUGUGUCGUACGUCCUUUUAAAAUUGCUAUAGGUAAGAGAGAUUAUUUUAGGGAAGCUCUUAAGAACGUGUGAGCAGACUCCAGAUCAGUGCAGCUUUAUGCAAGGUGCCCUAAUCUGACUUUUUCAAGUGGGCACCCCAAAACAGACUAGCGGAGAAAGGGAAUUUAUUUUGAUUCCUUUCUGGAAUCUUCUUGCAUUUAUUGACAGGUACUUACUCCUAAUAUAUGCCUUUUUGGUAACGACCUAUUCCUGUACUGUAUUGUAUUGUAUUUUUUCUGUUUGUAUAUGGCACACUAAAACUGUAUCGCUGUUGCUCAGAACGUCAUAGGCACAGGCAUACAGGUUAUUGUUACUAUGCAAGUGGAGUUUUGAAAAUCUCUUCCUCGUGACAGCCAUUGCUUUUAAAUCUGGUCAAGACACACAAAACUUGAGUAACCAUUAAUGGACCCAGGCCUGAUAUAUCAAAGCUGCCUCAUCUGGGUACAUGAGAACAGCUCCUGUAUGCAACUUUUUUUUUUCGGUGGAAAAACAUCCAAGCGUCUUGUUUGGAACGUCCGGCUUCUGCUGCUUGGACUUGGACCGGAUCAGAGUCGAGAUCAAACGGACUACUGCUGUUAUGACACUACAACCAUGUUAAUGGCAACUGUCGCUAUGUAGGGAAUGACUUUGAUUUGCCACAAACUUUUAUGUGAGGUAUUUUAGUCGGAGACUCUCAAGAACUAACUUGGGCUACAGGAUUGUCCUUGUAACUCUCGCCUGCCUUUCAAUGCAAUGGGGCAAAUGUAUUUCUAAAUGCAGUCUUUGCUUUUAGGCAGAACCAGCAUCUUUUGCAAAGUGGGUCAGACAUUGAGGCGGCGACUCCCAUCCCUUUUGAUCUAGCUUGUAAGGAUGUGGUGUGUAUCUAUUGAUGGUUUGCCCACAUGAAUGCCGCCUCCUUAUUACUGUAUGAAUCUGUGAAGAACAAUUGGAAGUGUAUCACUCUGUAAUGGUCAUGUACCGAUGCAGUGUGAAUAUCAAUGACGGAUUUUAAAUGUAAACUUUUUUUUUUUUUUUGCUGAUGUCUACUGUCACAGUGGCCAAAACACUCAUUGUUAAUCCUUAUACAGAGAGCCUUGUGGCCACCCAGCAUCCAAGAGGUCAGGAGGAAUAGUUUUUUUCCUUCAAUAUUUUUAUGUAAUUUUUUUUCUAUUUUAUUUUUUAAAUAAACAUCUUAAAAACGUG
This is a messenger RNA of Misgurnus anguillicaudatus (oriental weatherfish), 4875 nucleotides long. It is a transcript of the gene tent4a, whose product is annotated as terminal nucleotidyltransferase 4A. The record is from RefSeq and is a predicted model, not a curated record. Lineage: Eukaryota; Metazoa; Chordata; Actinopteri; Cypriniformes; Cobitidae. Gene Ontology annotation, cellular component: nucleolus; TRAMP complex. Gene Ontology annotation, molecular function: poly(A) RNA polymerase activity; mRNA binding. Gene Ontology annotation, biological process: polyadenylation-dependent ncRNA catabolic process; RNA 3'-end processing.